UUGCCAAACACAUUAAACCUCAGAGGAAGAAGAUUAGAUUCACCGCGCUCUGUGUUGUUUUGUCUUGAUGCAGUGUUGAUACAAGCUGUUAGAAAAGUUGUUUCUGUAUUUUCAUCUGCAUAGUCGUGACUACGUUUUGAAGUAAUCAGGGAUAUCUGGAGGAGUAUCAUCUGAACUGAGAUCUGCUGCUGUGAAGAUGGUGUUUGUUAAAGAGGAGAGUGAAGAGAACACGAGUGAACCAGAAACCUGGAGAAUAAAACAUGAAGAAACAGAAACAUGUGGAAUAAAACACGAAGAAACAGAAACAUGUGGAAUAAAACACGAAGAAACAGAAACCUGUGGAAUAAAACACGAAGAAACAGAAACCUAUGGAAUAAAACACGAGGAACAAGAGUUGAUUAAAAAAACCAAGGAGAAUGAAGACUCAAGUGAAAUUGAGGAGACAAAUCAUGUCAAAGCUGGAGAAAAACCUUUGAGUUGCUUUCAAACCAAACAGAAAGAUUUAAAGAGAAGAAUAGCCAAGAAAUCUUUCACCUGCACUCAGUGUGGAAAGAGUUUCACACGCAAAUAUGGUCUUGAUGUUCACAUGAGAGUUCAUACUGGAGAGAAACCAUUCCCUUGUGAUCAUUGUGGGAAGAGAUUCACACAAGCAGCACACCUUUAUGAUCACAAGAACAUCCACACUAAAGAGAAGCUAUAUGCAUGUGAUCUAUGCGGUAAGAUGUUUUUAUGGGCUUCAGUCUUGAAGCAUCACUUGACAGUUCAUACAAAGGAGAAGCCACAUUCAUGUCAUUUGUGUGGAAAGAGUUUUUCAUGUCUACCAAAUUUGAAAGUACAUCAGAAAAUACAUAUUGUUGAAAGAGAGUACAUGUGCUGUGAGUGCGGGAAGACUUUUACUACAGCAAACUGUUUAAAACGGCACCAGAGGAUUCACACUGGAGAAAAACCUUAUAAAUGUUCACACUGUGACAAGAGAUUCAAUCAUUCAACACAUCUGAAAACACAUAAGAGGAUUCACACUGGAGAGAAACCUUAUAAGUGUUUACAAUGUGACAAAAGAUUCAGUCAGUCAGCAAAUCUGAAAACACAUGAGAGGAUCCACACUGGAGAGAAACCUUAUAAGUGUUCACACUGUGACAAGAGAUUCAGUAAUUCAGGAAUCCUGAAAACACAUGAGAGGAUUCACACUGGAGAGAAACCGUAUCCCUGCACUGCAUGUGGGAAGUGUUUCAGUAAUUUAUCUAAUCUACACAGUCAUACAAAAGCCAAUCACAGUAAGUAGAUCAUCUUUAGAUCCAGCACUUUCAGGCAGUGGCGGACUGGCCAUCUGAAGCACCGGGAGUUUUCUCGGUGGGCCGGCCCAUUGCGUAAAUGAACAGAAUGAAUUAUAGUAAAUGUGAGCUGAGGUAAGAUGUAAGCAGCUAUGGCAAGACAAUUCUGCAAUAUUUACCAACUGUGUACAAUGAAAAAACAAGUUAAACGACAGACACUCAUUUUCAGGGAUACAAACUACUGGCCUUUUCAAAUUUCUUAAUGUCAUUAACUAGGGCUACACGAUAAAUCUAAAUGAAAUCGAAAUCGUGAUUAGACAGAAGCUGCGUUUGUGAUGCAUAUCUUUCAGCGAAGCACGGUUCUGUGAUCAGCAGUAAAUCUCCAUCCGAAGGCCAGAGGGCGCUCUCGCGCUGAAACUCCAAAUACGCCUCCAAAAGAAAACCCAGAAAAUGCCUAUAGUGGUAGCUAGAUAAACAGAAGAUUUAACUGCUUUUAUUGAUUCCACGUGACUAAUAAACACAGGACUACGACAAUAUAUGAUUUAUCUGAGUUCUUAUUAUUAUAAUUUUCAUUAUAAUAAAGUAUAUUUAUAAUGCAAUGCCUUAAUUAACGCUAAGAAUACUAUGAAAUGUGUUGUGCGGCUUAUUCUGUGUAAGAAGUCACAUCAUCUCACAGAAGGAUUUAUUUCAAACACUCGACUGACGUUAUGAAGUAAGUUUGAAGUAAAAACAUGUUAUUAAAUGUGGUGUUUUCAUCUGCUUUCAGAUUUUUUUAAAGCAAAAUUUACUACGCAAGAAGCUAUGCAAACAGCUGUCAUUAUCGCAAAUGAUUUCUUAAUCACGCAAUAAUAUCGUCUGCGUUUUUUGCAUAACUUUUUUUGCAUAACUACGGUUCUGUGUAGUAAAUGCUGCUCCAUCUGAAAGCACAUGAUGAUGAUUUACUGCUGAUUACAGAACCGGCUUUACUAACAAGAUGCGCAUGACAAUCGCAUUUGAUUAAUUGUGCAGCCCUAGCAUCAUUGUUAUUCGUCACAAUAUAAGAUAAGAGUGAAUGUAAAUCUCCUGUAAUUUGACAUUUAAAAUAUAUCAUUAUCAAACCUACUCUGUCUAGAACAUGGUAAAUGUGAAGACUUUCGCUUUCGAAGGGCCAUGAUAAGGAAAGUAGUAUAUAUUAUAAUAAAAAUAUAAUUUGCUAGCCUAUUUCGCAUAAAAUACACACUGUGUAAUGUCAAAUGUUUGAAAUAAGUAUAAUUUAUUUUCUGAAAAAAGACUGGAUUUGAUCAAAAAUACAGUAAAAUAUCAAUAUUAUGAAAUAUUACCACUGAAAAGGUGGUUUUCUAUUCAAAAUAUUUUAUAAUGUAAUUUAUAUCUAAUUAAAAUUGAAUAUUUAGGAUCUUUACUCCAGUCUUCAGUCUCACGUUCCUUCAGAAAUCAUUUUAAUAUGCUGAUUUGCGGCUUAGUUAUUGUCGGAUAUUAUUUGUAAUCAAUUAUUACUAACGGUUCUUAUUAUCAACAAUGCGGAAAACUGUUUUUGCUUUAUUUUUGUGGACACUGUGAUGCUUUAACUUUUUCAGAAUUCUUUGAUAAAUAAAAAGAUAAAUAAAAAAACAGCAUUUAUUUGAAACAUAAAUUAUCUGUAAUAAGUAAUAUCUUUACUGUCACUUAAUUUAAUGCAAUCUUGUUAAAUAAAAGUAUAAAUUUAUAUAGACUGUUUUUAACCUUACCCAUAAAAAUAUGAAGCAGCACAAUGGUUUCGAACAUUUAAAAUAAUCAGAAAUGUUUCUUGAGCAGCAAAUCAGCUUAUUAGAAUGAUUUUUGAAGGGCCAAUAGAAAGGCACCGUAAAACCAGGCCACAUUCUGCAAUAAAUUCCAAGUCUUCUGUGUAAUUUUUUUUUCUAAAUUAUUUACUAUUAGUCACAUACUCCAGGAAAAACGAAUUAUAAUGUAAAGAAGUAUACCACCAGUCAUUCAUUAAUGUUAAAAUAGAUGGCAUUUUUAUGACAUUUUGAUCGGGGUUAGUGAGCUGCUCUGUGCCAGAAAGUCUGGGCCCACUUUUUAGCCCCAGUCCGCCCCUGCUUUCAGGUCUGUUGCUGCAUCAUCACCAAAUGUGACACAAUAAUGCAUCAAGCAAUAAAAUAUAAUCUGGAUAAAUCCUUCCUUAACCAUCCAUUGCAAGUGACAUGACAAAGAAACAUUAUUUAAAGUUUUCACAGUGAAUAGAGUUCAGCAUCAUCUUCAAAACCAGCAGAUUGAACUGUGAGAUUCAGGUCAACUCAAAUAUGGAGUUCCUCCCAAAAGAACAAUGUCAAAAAGUUUUAUUGUGUUUUCUUAUGAGUUUCAUAUCCUGUUCAAUUGUCUUACAAUGCAUAUGUAUCACUUGUAAUUUGCUUGCUUUGUCAUUAAGGAAAAUAGAAGCUUUUACAAACUGUUCUUGUUCAGGAAGCUGAAGAAGAGGCUGUAACACCUCUCAAGGCCUGAGAUUUAAUUUUAAUUUGUUCUUUGUUGUUUUUAAAAUUACUGAGUUAUUCUUCUGCUUAAGAUGUAUUUAGGAAAUGCGGAUGCAGUAUAUACUGUCAUGAAGCUUUGUAAUUGAUCCUUCUUUGCUUCUCUUGUAAGUAGGAAUGAGUACCUGAACCCGGUAUUAAACGAGCCCUAGGGUUAAAUUAUGAA
This is a messenger RNA of Cyprinus carpio (common carp), 3941 nucleotides long. RefSeq lists its product as uncharacterized. The record is from RefSeq and is a predicted model, not a curated record. NCBI's taxonomy places the organism in Eukaryota, Metazoa, Chordata, Actinopteri, Cypriniformes, Cyprinidae.